Pseudopipra pipra is the source of this 2464-nucleotide messenger RNA. RefSeq names its product gamma-aminobutyric acid type A receptor subunit theta (gene GABRQ). The coding region runs from base 247 to 1713 and encodes 488 amino acids. Lineage: Eukaryota; Metazoa; Chordata; Aves; Passeriformes; Pipridae. Gene Ontology annotation, molecular function: chloride channel activity; neurotransmitter receptor activity; GABA-A receptor activity. The transcript has 9 exons. The record is from RefSeq and is a predicted model, not a curated record. Gene Ontology annotation, biological process: regulation of membrane potential; chloride transmembrane transport; chemical synaptic transmission. Gene Ontology annotation, cellular component: synapse; plasma membrane; GABA-A receptor complex.
UUGAGAGGAUGCUGAAAGGAAGAAGAAACGAAUUCUUUGACUGGCACUGAAGGAGGGGGGGGGUAUUUUUCCCCCACAUUUUUUAGGUUUUUUCAUUAUACUUUUUCUCUAGGAAAUCAUUAACUGGGGGGGGGGUUGGUUUCUUUUUUCCCUCCCCCCCUUUUUUUGGAGGGGGAUUUCAGAAGAUCCAUCUUUCUUUCCCCUCCCCUCCAAAGAUUUUUUUUUUCAUCCUUCGUCUUUGUGGAAAUGUGGACAUUUCAGGCAGACAGAUUGAGUGGAAUUGUCUCUGCUUUAGCAGCUCUUUGUCUCGCCUGCUGUGCGCAAAGCCCAUCCACCGGAAAUAUUUCUGUGGUGAAAGAGAUUGUGGACAAACUGCUGAAGGGCUACGAUGUCCGCCUCAGGCCUGACUUUGGAGGUAACCCUGUCACAGUGGGAAUGAGCAUCCACAUCUCCAGCAUUGACCAGAUCUCUGAAGUCAACAUGGACUACACCAUCACCAUGUACUUCCAGCAGAGCUGGCGGGACAAACGCCUGGCGUACAACGACCUUCCUCUCAACCUGACCCUAGACAACCGGGUGGCUGACCAGCUGUGGCUGCCUGACACCUACUUCCUGAACGACAAGAAGUCCUUUCUGCACGGGGUGACAGUGAAGAACCGCAUGAUUCGCCUCCAUCCCGACGGCACUGUCCUGUACGGCCUGAGGAUCACCACCACGGCCGCCUGCAUGAUGGACCUGCGGAGGUACCCCCUGGACCAGCAGAACUGCACGCUGGAGAUCGAGAGCUAUGGUUACACGGUUGAUGACAUUGUCUUCUUCUGGCAAGGAAAUGAUUCUGCUGUCACGGGGAUGGAGGUGCUCGAGCUGCCCCAGUUCACCAUCAUUGAGCAGAGGCUGGUCAGCAGGGAAGUGGUCUUCACCACUGGUUCGUAUCUGCGCCUGUCCUUGAGUUUUCGGAUUAAGAGGAACAUUGGUUACUUCAUCCUGCAGACUUACAUGCCAUCUAUUCUCAUCACCAUCCUGUCCUGGGUCUCCUUCUGGAUCAAUUAUGAUGCUUCUGCUGCACGAGUGGCACUGGGGGUCACCACGGUGCUUACAAUGACCACCAUCAACACCCACCUGCGGGAGACUCUCCCCAAGAUCCCUUACGUGAAGGCUAUCGACGUUUAUCUCAUGGGCUGCUUCGUCUUUGUGUUCCUGGCACUCCUGGAAUACGCUUUUGUCAACUACAUAUUCUUCGGGCGAGGGCCCCGGCAGCAGAAGAAGCAGAGUGAGCGGAUCAGCAAGGCCAACAACGAGCGCCACCGCUACGAGGAGAAGAGGGUGAGAGAGCAGGUUGACCCUUACGGCAACAUCCUCCUCAGCACUCUGGAGAUGAACAAUGAGCUGCUGGCCACGGACAUGAUGAGCAGCGUUGGCGACUCUCGAAACUCUGUCAUGUCCUUUGAAGGCUCAGGAAUCCAGUUCCGGAAACCUCUGGCCUCUCGGGAUGGAUUUGGCCACCACCCGACCCUGGACCGCCACGUCCCGCUGAGCCACCACGCCGCGGCGCGCAACCGCGCCAACUGCCGCCUGCGCCGGCGGUCGUCCAAGCUGAAGCUCAAAAUCCCCGACCUGACAGACGUCAGCACCAUUGACAAGUGGUCACGAAUCAUUUUUCCAAUCACUUUUGGAUUCUUCAACCUUGUUUACUGGUUGUACUAUGUAAAUUGAUGCCUGCGGCCUCCGAGAGAGAGAUAGGGACAGACACUCAGACAAUGACAACACAGGAGUGUUGUGGUCUUUUGGGUUUGGGUUUUACUCUUUACUAUCAUUGUCAUUUAUUCCUCUGGUUCAUUAGAUUUAUUCUAAGCUUACUCUUCUCUUUUCAGCACACGUAGAACCACAGAGUGUGGGGCGGGGUGAGGGAGAGAAGGGUAUGGGAGGGGGUGUGGUUUCAGGGAGGGAUGUGUUUGUCUUGAUUUUGGUUUCCUGCUGAAGGACUUAAACCAUUGUAAAAAAAUCAACAAAAACACCAAAACCCAAAAAAAAAAAAAAAAAAAAAGGGAAAGAAAAAAAAAAAGAUAAAAAGACAGAAAAAAAAAAAAAAGAAAAAAAAAACCAACACAAGAAACCCCCAAAACCAAGAAAAGUUUUUUAAAAAAGAGGGGGGAGAUUUAAAGAAAUUGAGUCAAAAACUGGUGGGGGUGAUAGGUUAUCUUUGGCUGUGCUCACUAAUGUGCUAUCCUCACUUCCAUUUCACUACUGAACUUCAUCUUUCACUUUUCAGUUUUAUUAUAUUUUUAAUAUUUCUGUCACUGCUCUUAACCCCUUCAUGUUUAUUCUCUCAUGGAUUCAUGAGGUGAUGGGGUUUCAUUCUCAUGCUUAGGAGAUUUUUCUUUUCUUUUCCUCUCUCCCUCUCUCUUGCUUACGAGCCUGAAAGAAUCUUUUAAACCGACAAAUAAAAAGAAUAUUUAUUUUGGAA